Eupeodes corollae is the source of this 2288-nucleotide messenger RNA. It is a transcript of the gene tos, whose product is annotated as exonuclease 1. NCBI's taxonomy places the organism in Eukaryota, Metazoa, Arthropoda, Insecta, Diptera, Syrphidae. The record is from RefSeq and is a predicted model, not a curated record. Gene Ontology annotation, biological process: DNA recombination; mismatch repair. The transcript has 7 exons. Gene Ontology annotation, molecular function: metal ion binding; 5'-flap endonuclease activity; DNA binding. Bases 46 to 2181 code for a protein of 711 amino acids. Gene Ontology annotation, cellular component: nucleus.
AAACAAGAAACAAGAAAAUAGUUCAAUUUUAAGGAACUUAAACAAAUGGGUAUCACAGGUUUGAUACCAUUCCUAGAAAAAUCAUCUUCGAAAGUUCAUCUUAAGGAUUUACGAGGAUGCACUGUCGCAGUGGACACCUAUUGUUGGUUGCACAAGGGAGUUUUCUGCUGUGCUGACAAGCUCUGUCGUGGUGAAGAUACUGAUUUGUAUGUGACGUAUUGUUUGAAAUAUGUUUCUAUGCUCCUGUCCUAUGACAUCAAACCAAUCCUGGUUUUUGAUGGUCGUCACUUGCCUGCCAAAGCUCUAACGGAAAAACGUCGCCGAGAAAGUCGAGAUGUUUCCCGGAAACGAGCAGCCGAGCUGCUCCGUUUGGGAAAAACCGCCGAGGCACAUUCCCAUAUGAGACGUUGCAUCGAUGUCACCCACGACAUGGCCCUGCGUCUCAUCAAAGAGUGUCGUUUAAGGAAUGUCGAUUGCAUUGUGGCCCCCUACGAAGCAGAUGCUCAAAUGGCCUUCCUCAAUAAGCUCGAUAUUGCCCAGUACGUCAUCACAGAGGAUUCAGAUCUCACGCUCUUCGGUUGCAAGAAAAUCAUCUUCAAACUGGAUCUUACCGGUGCUGGACUCCUAGUCGAGGCUGAUAAACUCUACCUGUCGAUGGGCUGUCGGCAGGACAAGUACACAUUCGACAAGUUCCGAGCCAUGUGUAUUCUCUCAGGUUGUGAUUAUUUAGAUUCGUUGCCGGGCAUAGGACUUGCCAAAGCCUGCAAAUUUAUGCUAAUGACUGAAGAGGACGACAUGCGUCGUGCUCUGCUUAAAAUUCCUCAAUACCUGAACAAACGAAAUUUGGAAGUCGAUGGCGACUAUGUGGAGAACUUCCUGAAAGCCGAUGCGACAUUCAAGCACAUGUAUGUUUUCAAUCCGUUAGAACGGCGCAUGCAGCGUUUGAAUGAUCUAUCGACAUACAACACUGACGAACGUUAUUGUUCGAAUGCCGGCGAACCACUUGACACAGCGAUUGCUUUCCAAUUAGCCCUUGGCAAUCUUAAUCCGUUUUCAUUGAAAACUCUUGACAAUUGGAAUCCAGAUCAUAUUCAGGCUUUCAGCAACUGCAAUGUAAAACGGACAAAACACAAAAGCAUCUGGCAAUCGAACUUCAAACCACACACUCUGGCAGACAAGAAGCAGCAACAAUCAGUUAUUCCGUUUGCAUUGCAGUUCAAAAAAGUCAGCUAUUCCAAGAUGCAAGAAGAAGAAGAGGAUUCAGAAGAAAAGCUUGGAGAAGAUGAAUUAUUUUCGAUGUACAACGGAACUCAGGAACCUGCGACAAAGAGGCGCUGUAGUAAUACAGACAAUUGCAUAACAACCCCUGUUCAAGUUACCCCAACUAAAAAAGCUUACAAUCCUUUUCCUCGAGUUUCACCGAAGCCAAAGUCAAACUAUGAUAAUCGAAGCUCACAAAAGGUGCCAUCAAUAAAUUCAACUAAACGAUCGAUAUUCACAACAACAACAACGGAGGUUCGAAGUAGAUUUUUCGCAUCGAAUGUCUCGCUUUCUGGUGAAAGUGAAGCUGAAGAAAAGCAAAGUGAUAAAACACUUACUCCAUCUCUGUCAUCACAAACACUGCCUCAAAAAGUCUUCACCGAAAAAAUAAUUGAAGAAAUGUCGCGAAUUGAGGAGCUAUCCAAUGAGAACAAUAAAAAGACUGUAGCUUUAUACGACUAUAAUUCCCCCUCCCCCGUAAGGAGUUCUAUAUCUAAUAAAUCGACGCCGGUGGCGGAAGUAUCUCCUUUGACCUCGAUUAAUCCGUUUAAAUCUGAGUGUGCAAAGACGACAAUAACAAUUCCGACGCCACAAAGCCAGAUCCCACAAAGUUUUGAUAGUGGUAUCAGUUCAAUUCUUCCAACAGCUUCGGAAUCUUCAACACAAAUAAGUUGUAAUGAUAGUGGAGUGAGUCGAUUAAAAGUUGAAGAGAACGCGAAUGAUUUGAUAGAGCUAUCGGAUGAAGAAGAGAAGCCUAGGCUUCAAAAAGUUACUCCAAAGAAGACACCAAUUGUGAAACCUCGAGCUUUGGGAUUAUCGAAGGUGAAAAAAACAAACACUUCCAAAAACGACCGAAAACUACCUGCAAACCAGACGCGUUUGAGUAUGUUUGGAUUUCAAAAGAAACCUUCGUUAAAAUAGCAACUUGUCCGACUAAUCUUUGUUCCAGUGAGUGUAUUUAUUUAUUAAAAAAAAUCUUUGUUACCUUAGUUUUUGUAAGCGAAUAAAUUAAUAACUAUUAAAAUUUA